Molecule: messenger RNA, 2173 nt
Organism: Apis laboriosa (Himalayan honeybee)
Lineage: Eukaryota; Metazoa; Arthropoda; Insecta; Hymenoptera; Apidae
Gene: SCaMC
Product: calcium-binding mitochondrial carrier protein SCaMC-2
Exons: 9
Coding region: 464-1894 (476 amino acids)
Biological process (GO): transmembrane transport
Molecular function (GO): calcium ion binding; ATP transmembrane transporter activity
Source: RefSeq, a predicted model, not a curated record
AUAAACGUGGGGGAAGAUGGUAUGGUUUUACUUUAUAUGGUGAAUAUACAGUUAAUUGAAACAUAUUUAUUCAAUAAUCUUGUAGUGUAAAGAUUUAAGUUCUUUUUUUACACGUGCUUAUAUAUUAUUUCUUUAUAUGCGCUAUUUAUUUUGACAGUGUAAAAUUUUUUCAAAAUUUCUUGUUUAAUUUGACAGCACAAUAUAAAAGACAGAGAAUCAUGUUAAUUUAUUAGUAGAAAGUGCGCGAAUGGUUAAAAAAUCAAUGUUCAUCGUAUAAUACCACGUGUGUAUAGUUAUGAAUUUCAUCGUAAGUGUGUGUAACGAUCGAAACGCUCCGUUUAGUAAUGAUAUUAAGAGCUUGCAGAAAGUUUGGGAAGUAUAUAUUGUCAAAAAAUAAAAAAAAUAUUUCGAAUAAUAAUAUACACGCAUAUAUUAGAAAGAGUUUCAAUAUUGAUAAAGAACAAUGCCUAAUGGUCGAAGAAGCGCGGUGCAUAACGUAAUGCCACCGCACUAUCUACAUGAGUUGCCGGCAGAAGACGAGAAAAGAUUUGAACAAAUAUUUCAAAAAUUAGAUUUAGAUGGAAAUGGAAGAAUUGAUGUAAAAGAUUUGUCCAAGGCACUUCGUGAUGUGGGUGUCGAUAAAUAUUAUGCGGAGAGAUUUUUAGCCAGAUCGGAUAGUACUAAGAGUGGUGAUAUCACACUUGCAGAAUUUAUACAUUAUGUCCGCGAACACGAAAAAAAUCUGCGUUUACAAUUCUCACAUCUUGACACAAAUAAAGAUGGUAAAAUUGAUCUAGAGGAAUUAAUAAAAGCAUUUGAAGAAUUGGGAAUAAAAAUGGAUUUCAAUGAAGCAAAAAAAUUAUUGCAACGGAUGGACAAAGAUGGAAGUCUCACUAUAAGUUUUAAUGAAUGGCGAGAUUUUUUGCUUUACGCGCCAAGUUCUGAUCUUUUGGGUCUUAUCGAAUAUUGGCAUCAUACAAAUUAUAUGGACAUCGGGGAAGAUAUUGGUGUCCCCGAGGAUUUUACAACUGGUGAAAUGGUCUCCGGAAUGUGGUGGCGACAUUUGGUGUCCGGUGGCGUAGCAGGUGGUGUAUCACGCACAUGUACUGCACCUUUAGAUCGUAUUAAAGUUUAUCUACAGGUGCAUGGAACGCGACAUUGCAAAAUCAAAAGUUGCUUCAGGUAUAUGCUUCGCGAAGGUGGUUCUCUUAGUUUGUGGAGAGGAAAUGGUAUAAACGUACUUAAAAUCGGACCAGAAAGCGCUUUGAAAUUCAUGGCCUAUGAGCAAAUUAAGAGAGCGAUUAAAGGAGAUGAUGUUAGAGAGCUCGGACUUUACGAACGAUUAAUGGCGGGAUCAUUAGCUGGCGGAAUUAGUCAAUCAGCUAUAUAUCCACUUGAGGUACUCAAAACUAGAUUUGCACUUAGAAAAACAGGAGAGUUUUCAGGUUUAGUAGAUGCAACAAAAAAGAUAUAUAAACAAGGAGGUUUAAAAUCUUUUUAUAGAGGUUACAUACCUAAUUUAAUGGGAAUAAUUCCAUAUGCUGGUAUUGAUUUGGCUGUAUAUGAAACUUUGAAAAAUAGGUAUUUACGAACACAUGAUAAAAAUGAACAACCACCCUUUUGGAUAUUAUUAUUAUGUGGAACAGCUUCAAGUACAGCCGGUCAAGUAUGCUCAUAUCCUUUAGCAUUAGUUAGAACACGAUUACAAGCAGAUAUAUCACCAGGAAAACCAAAUACUAUGAUUGCUGUUUUUAAAGACAUUAUUAAAAAUGAAGGAAUUCGCGGUUUAUAUAGAGGCUUAACUCCAAAUUUUUUAAAGGUGGCACCAGCUGUAUCCAUUAGUUAUAUAGUAUAUGAAACUGUUAGAGAUUUUUUGGGUGUUAAUAUGACGUGAUGAUUAUUUAUUUUAGGUAAUAUUAAUUUAAUUAAAUUAUUUUUUAAUUACAUUAUAUUAAAAUAUAUAAAAUGCCAGUCGUUGGUUGGGAUAUCGAGCAAUUUGGCAUAUUUUGCCUUUUGUUACAUGUAACAUCGCUUAUUUAUUGUUAACUCGAUGCUUUUACAAUUAUUUAAGCAUUUGCCAUUUUUCAAUUGUAUCAUACUAUUACAAUAUAGAAUACACAUUUAUAAAAGAAUUUAAAUAAGAAAAUAAGUAUAAAUAUAAGAAUGGUCAAUA